AUGUCUUUCUUCUUUCUUUCUUUCUUUUAUCUUUCUUUCUUUCAUUUUUGUUUCUUUCUUUCUGUUUCUCUUUUUUAUUAUCUCCAACAACGUCUUCCAUUUUCUUUCUUUCUUUCUUUAUUUCUUUCUGUCUUUCUUUCUUUCUGUCUUUCUUUCUAUCUAUCUUUCUUUCUUUCCUUCUUUUUUGUUUCUCUCUUUCUGUUUCUCUUUUUUAUUAUCUCCAACUUUUUUCUUCCAUUUUCUUUCUUUCUUUCUUUCUUUCUUUCUUUCUUUCUUUCAUUUUUGUUUCUUUCUUUCUGUUUCUCUUUUUUAUUAUCUCCAACAACGUCUUCCAUUUUCUUUCUUUCUGUCUUUCUUUCUAUCUAUCUAUCUAUCUAUCUUUCUUUCUUUCUUUCUUUUUUCUUUCUUUCUUUCUUUCAUUUUUGUUUCUUUCUUUCUGUUUCUCUUUUUUAUUAUCUCCAACAACGUCUUCCAUUUUCUUUCUUUCUUUCUUUCUUUCUUUCUUUCUUUCUUUCUGUCUAUCUAUCUUUCUUUCUUUCUUUCUUUUUUGUUUCUCUCUUUCUGUUUCUCUUUUUUAUUAUCUCCAACAACGUCUUCCAUUUUUUCUUUCUUUCUUUCUUUAUUUAUUUUUUUCUUUCUGUCUGUCUUUCUUUAUUUCUUUCUUUCUUUCAUUUUUGUUUCUUUCUUUCUGUUUCUCUUUUUAUUAUUCUCCAACUGCGUCUUCCAUUUUCUUUCUUUCUUUUUUCUUUCUUUCUUUCUUUCAUUUUUUUUUUGUUUGUUAAACAAACUUUUCUUUUUUAUUAUCUCCAACAACGUCUUCCAUUUUCUUUCUUUCUUUCUUUCUUUCUUUCUUUUUUUUUUUUGUCUUAUCUAUCUUUUUUUUUUUUUUUUUUUUUGUUUCUCUUAAAAAAAAAAAUUUUUUUUAUCUCCAACAACGUCUUCCAUUUUUUUUUCUUUCUUUCUUUAUUUAUUUUUUUUUUUCUUUCUGUCUUUCUUUCUUUAUUUUUUCUUUCUUUCAUUUUUGUUUCUUUCUUUGUGUUUCUCUUUUUAUUAUUCUCCAACUGCGUCUUCCAUUUUCUUUCUUUCUUUCUUUCUUUCUUUCUUUCUUUCUUUCUUUCUGUUUCUCUUUUUUAUUAUUCUCCAACAACGUCUUCCAUUUCUUUCUUUUCUUUCUUUCUUUCUUUCUUUCUUUCUUUCUUUCUUUCUAGCUAA
This is a messenger RNA of Acanthosepion pharaonis, 1212 nucleotides long. Lineage: Eukaryota; Metazoa; Mollusca; Cephalopoda; Sepiida; Sepiidae. The record is from the annotation of a GenBank genome assembly.